CAAGAAAACGUCGUAAAGCAGUCGUUCGGCAUCUUAUGAAGUAUCGGUCGGGGUGGUGGCGUAUAAUGCAGUCCAUGGGUAAUUACCGCGUCGCAGAGAAGCUUUAUGACCGGCGUAUACACAUCGAGUAUUAAUUUUCUCGCGCACCGAGGCCACUCAGCUCACAACGAGCAACCAGCGUCACUGUUCACUUUGGAAUACAAUCUACAGUCUUAGGUCUUGGGUAUUAUUGCUGCGGGGGUGAGCUACACACAUUUAACAACCACGUAAACGUCAUAACCGCUCAAACGAAUAAAAUUAAUAAUCGAUAUUCGAAAAGAUACGUUACUAUUUCGGCAACUUGAGCGAGUUGAUCUCGAUGUCCUUUGUCCUGGAAUUCUACGUGAGUCUCGUUGUCAAACGAUGGUGAGACCAGUACAAACUUCUCUCCCUUGGCCGAAGAACCUGGCUCUCUUUAUCAGUGCUACCAUCCCUGCAGACGGCUUAGUAGCGAUGGACAGUCUCAGUGAAAGUGACAAUAAAAAUACCAAAGAAAAUACUGAAGAGGACACGGGUGAGUCAGACCCCGAGGAGAGAAGAGAGAGGAUGGAGCCGAUCAGAACGAGCACAAAAAAUGCCUUGAAAACAACCCACCAGAAUCUCUCGGAUAUUUAUCCCCACCGUGUGAAGGUGUCGAUAGUCGGCGCGGGAAAGAUCGGCGUCGCCUGUGCGAUCGCGAUUCUCAUGAGGAGAAUGGCAAGCGAGGUCUGUCUGAUCGACAAGAAUGCGGUAAGAGCGGAGGCCGAAGCUGAGGACAUCCGGCACGCAGGCAUCUUCUUAGGUAAUCCUCUGAUCACCGGUACAGCGGAUAUGACGAUGGUGAAAGAAUCAGCGGUGGUGAUAAUCGCCCUGGGGGAACCGGGACCCGGAGAGUCACCCAACGUAAAAGUUAAUUUGGAAAUAUUCAAACGGGUAAUACCCGCGAUAGCCAAGUUCGCUGGUCGUGCAGUGUUGGUUGUUACGACACGACCCGUCGAAGUGAUGUCGUACAUAACCUGGCGGCUAUCAAACUUACCAUCGAAUCGUGUAAUCGGUACCGGGACUCUUGUCGACACAAUGAGGUUCCAGUGUCAUCUGGGUCAAAGACUUGGAGUCGCUAAUACUUCAGUCUGUUGCAUGAGCAUCGGCGCACAGGGAGAUUCAUCAGUACCAGUCUGGUCGAGCGCUCACUUAGCCGGGAUAAAGCUGCGCGAUAUAAACCCAAAAAUGGGGGAACUAAAUGACCCUGAGCGGUGGCAUGAGGUGACAAGCUCAGUGAGCGAGAUGGAAUCAAAGUUAGCGGGUGAAAAGGGUGAGAAAGGACCGAGCUGCUGGUGCUUGGCAUUGUGUACCGUCGAGAUUGUCGAUGCCAUUCUGAGGAAUACCAAGGUCGUGCUACCAGUCGCAACACAUAUUCACGGUUGCAGUCAUGGCACCGACAAGGACGUCUACAUGUCCAUGCCCUGUGUUCUCGGAACCGGCGGCGUGCAUCAACUGGUCAAACACAAGCUGACCGAGUCGGAGAAAACUAACUUGCAGGCAUGCGCCGAUGGAAUCCGAAAUGUUCUUCGCGAAUGUGGGAUUCUCAUGGAACCACGCGACGACCAAAACGACGACAGUGAUGACCAUGAUGAUGAUCAUCAUCACUGAUGUAUAUUUCAUCAAAUUUCAUCAUGCAUCAUGUUUAUGUUUAUAUUGAUAUUGAUAUUGAUGUUUUUUAUAAUGAUAUUUAUUACAUUAUUAUUUUUCAAUUUAUUCCCCAUUGUGCUUUUACGACCUGUGUGAUCUUUUGUAAUUCAAUCUACAAUCAUAUUUCCCU
Molecule: messenger RNA, 1837 nt
Organism: Cotesia glomerata
Lineage: Eukaryota; Metazoa; Arthropoda; Insecta; Hymenoptera; Braconidae
Product: L-lactate dehydrogenase-like
Exons: 8
Coding region: 403-1668 (421 amino acids)
Biological process (GO): carboxylic acid metabolic process
Molecular function (GO): oxidoreductase activity, acting on the CH-OH group of donors, NAD or NADP as acceptor
Source: RefSeq, a predicted model, not a curated record